AUGAGUGACGCCUACGAACGUGAGCAGUAUGUUGCCCCUGGCACCGCUGGGCGAAGUAUCUCUCGUCUCUGUGAUCACCUUUUCGCUGACAUGUCUCCUACUAGGCAAAACAAUGCGCUCCUCAACUCCCUUUCAUCCAAAGUCUCUGCUCUCCGACAUGUAACGAUUGACAUCCAUGACAAUGCGCGGGAGCAGGACUCGCUCGAUAACUCGAACGAUGUUUUCUCUUCCAUGUCAACGAAUCUGAAGGGCAGUGCUUCCAGGCUGACAAGGAUGGCGAAACAAGGCGACACAGUGGCGGUGCUCAAGAUCGCAGGCAUGGUGAUCGGGGCCGGUAUCCUGCUCUAUAUCAUCUUGGGUUGGAUCUUCUAG
This is a messenger RNA of Penicillium verhagenii, 372 nucleotides long. Its product is annotated as SNARE domain- containing protein. The transcript is spliced from 2 exons. Bases 1 to 372 code for a protein of 123 amino acids. The record is from RefSeq and is a predicted model, not a curated record. Gene Ontology annotation, biological process: intra-Golgi vesicle-mediated transport. NCBI's taxonomy places the organism in Eukaryota, Fungi, Ascomycota, Eurotiomycetes, Eurotiales, Aspergillaceae.